AGAGAUAUCUGGACUCCUCAGUCCUCACUCCUCAGUAUCCCUUCAGCUGCAGGUGAGGGAAGGUGCGUCGCUCUGUCCAGGUUACAGCCUGAAGUGUGGGGUGGCUUUCUCGCUCCAGCCACAGACCCUCGCCGCCGCACUGCGCUCCAUAUAACAAGGAUACCUGGCAGCAGGAAUCUUGGGGAGGAUCAGGCCAGGCUCUCCUCGCCACACCCGGGGGAGCCUCGCCGCCGCCUGAGGAGCCUCGAGGGACCACUGGAAGCUUGACUGGAAGGAGGGGCCAGACGGGAGGAAGGGUCAGUCCGCCGCCUCCCACACGGCUCUUCCUCUUACGCCGAUAACAUCCCUCCUUAAAUAUUUCCCUUAUCGAGUUUCACCCCCACUUGAGUUGCUCCCAAGCCUCCGUGACCUCUCCCUGGUGCCAGCGACCCUCCAGCCAAGUGUGUGACAUCAGUCGUCCAAAUGGCAUUCAGGUCGACGCCUUGAGAGCGGCGGCACAAACAGGGACCACAGGGAUGGCUAUUCGAUAAGAUUCUUUAAGGUCAUCGUUCCCUUGCAGCGCCACCUCCUUGCCAGCCAGCCAACGCCCCCGACAGGCUUCCCCUCGCCCCCCUCCCUCCGUGUCCACCCUCCCAGCGCCCCUCAGCCACGCGUCACCCCGGAUAUGCUGACGCUGCGCUGAGUCAACAUGGGAUUCAGGAGGCUCGCCCCGGUGGUUCGCCUGGGGGGGCACGGGUGGCUACGUUUGGAUGCUCGCCACGCCGCCGUCGCUGCAGCCCUCUACACCAUCGCAGCGUCGGCCGUGGUGGCGGCGCUAUGUGCAUGGCGCCUGGUAGUCAACGGCAGACUCGCUCACUACCUCCAGGAUGUCUAUUACGGUGUGCAGAUCGCCUACCUGUCCAUCCUGUGCACACACCUCACCCUGAUUGUGCUCAGCUACCUCCUCAUCAUAGGCGUGUACAAGGAACAAGUGGGCCUCCUGACACUGUGGGUCAUGGCAAGCAUCACCUUCAUGGCACUAGAGGCUGUGUGUUGUGUGUACGCCAACGUUCUGCGAGACCACGUGAACAAGAGGUUUGAUGUAAUAUGCAAAGUGGAGAUGAGCUUCUUUGCAGUACGACUAUUUGCCAACAUUCUGUCUUUGUGGGGAGUCAUGAGGUUCUACAGAAAUCUUCGUUCCGGCUUCACCUACAGGGACCCUGAAACCAUAGAGUUGUAAAAAACAAGUUAUCAUCUAGAAUAACAAGUUAUCUUGCCUGAACUACAGUAUUGUAACUUUGCCCUCUGAUUAUGAACUGCUAAGAUUGAGACAGUAAGACCCUUCUUGGACAAUGCAUGGCCUGACAGGAAGUCACACAGCCACCCAUACUUACAAAAACCCAAUAAGUAAAGGCUUCAUGUUGCCACUAUAUUAAGAUGAUAAUUGAGUUACAUAAUGAAAGUGAGAAAAUAACACAUGUUAACUAAUAUCUGCAAGACUUUAGGUCGUCUAAUUCCUAUCAAUGUUUUUAAUCAAUUCAAAUAUGGAAAAUCUCACAUGGUAACUGAUAUUACACAUACAAGACAUUUAUGAUUAUAACAUAGCAGACCAUUACCAUAGCAAAAUUAGGUUUCAGAAUGCCUUCAUAUUUAAUGUGGUUUCUGAAUUUCACAAUUAACAUAGCAAAAAACAGCACACGGCAAUGAGCUAUUGCAUGUGCAGUAAAAGAAGUGGACUGUGCAGUGGUUGAGUAAGUGAAAUGUGAUCAGAGAUGCUUUAGCUUAUGAUGAGAAUGAAUGUAGACAACUUUGUGAAGAGGGCAUAUAUGGACAGGAUUAAGGGAAAAGGUGUCAGUGGGAGAACACCGUAAAAUGAAUCACUAAAGUGGAUGAGUAUUAAAGAGAUUUGGUAAAUGAGGGAAUGAGCACUGAGAGGGAGUGCCAAAACAGGGAAAGUUGUAGAUAUAUUUGCCAUGGCCAUUCCCAUAGGGGAAGUUCCUGUGAGGGAAAAGGACGUCCGAGAUGUAGAUAGAUAGAUAGAUCAGAAAUGAGUUACAAAAAAUAGUUUUAUAUUUUAGGGAUCAUUGUGUGGGGGCAAGAAAGGGAUGUGGUGGGAGACGCCACAGCAGCAUUUUGUCUUAUUAUUCAAGGUUCAAUUACAGCAAAUUAAGUUGUUGAACUAUGUAAGAACAGUUCCUUCUUUUCCUUUCCAUUGUUAAAUGAAUUCCAGAAUAACAUGUUGCUUCAUAUUGUCUAUAAUCAUAACAUAAUGAACCUAUUUUUCACUGUGGUUAUUUACAUUUCAUACAGUUUGCUACAAUUUUUUAUGAUUUGCUAUGAUGUUUUCUCUUAAUAAAACAUGCCAAAAUACUGUAUCAUUAUCAUACUCAGAUGAGCCAAUCGUUUCUUUUUUCUUGUUUAUAACCCCACAUAUUAUAUUCAAAAGAUACAGUGAUCAAGGAAUACUGGGACAGAUGUAUUUUUUUCACCCAGUGAAUACAUUAUAGGCUAUAUCCCUUGCAUCAGUGUUAUGUCUACAGUAUGUUAAUUUACUGCCAAUGUCAAUUCACCUCUGCAAUGUCUUUUUCUCCUUUUGAGGCAUUCUUAAGGGUCCUGUGGUUACACUGUGAAGAGCUGUGGCUGUUGUGGUUCUCCAGCACCAUCCUUUAUUUUUAAAUUUGGUUUUCUUAAAAGGUAUACUUCAAUUUUAUUAUUUUUAGAUGUAUCAUUGUCUGAAAGGUACCUAAAUUGGUGGAAUACUGUAUUUUGACUAUAAAUGUCAUAUCUUGUAUACAACAGAUAAUAAUGUGCAUAGGUGGAUAAUAGGAUAUGGUUACAUCAUUAGGGAACCCAUGGAAGUUUUUGUUAAGUCUUACUUUAACUCGCAGCAUACAGAUAUUAAACUUACAAGAUGGAAUUCAGAGUAGAUCUUUUGUUAAUACACAUGUAUUACAUGUGACAGCAAUUAAUACAUCAACUGAGAGGAAAUUAAACAUAGAGGGUAUACAGGUAGGUGCUACAUGAGCAUAAUCCUUUAAGAGCCUGGGGUGGUGCUCACCAGGUCUACUAGAGGUACCACUAGAGGAUCCAUCCAGAUUUUUUAGUAUUUACAAAAUAGCCUCAGAAUGACUGAUACUACAGUGUUGGUGUUCUUUAAGAUGAGGGAAGGGACUGGCAGAGAAACAGAGGCAAUGGCUACAACCAACAUAUCCGCCAUGUUUCAGCCACAGGUCAGAAAAGCAUCAUCCUUCAAGGUUGAUGAAACACUGACGACCAGCUUUCCCUCUUUCACGACCAACGUAAGAAUGUAGCAGUUAAGGGUUGUAUUUCGCUCUGUUAAUUCAAAGCUCCUCAUAAAUAGUCGUCUGCUUUACAUAUCUCCAGUGCUCUUGAGUGACACUAAGAAAACAAUUCAAGGCAUCAUUAGCUUGUUGAGAUGUGGGGAGUUCACUUCUCCAAGCACAUGUGACAGUGACACUGAUCUACUCGGGAGUGUAACUUUUUCCCAACAUUUCUCCCGGGAUUCAAACUGGGGUCCCUGGAACAGGAGGUGGACACUAGCGUCGAGCCAAAGGGUCCCCCGAUGCCGUAAUGAGUGGUGAGUAUGGGCUAUACUUUUUUUUUUAAUGUAAUACUAAAUACAUGAUACCUGUUACUGAAAUAUACCACUCAAGGGCCGGCUUUGGCUCACGAGCUGCCAGUUCAAUAGUCCUGUUAUUUCUUUCAAUGUUUAGGCCUAUGGUGUCUGUAGGCUUUCUUGGUGGGGCCUGAUGGUCGGCCCCAGCUCGUUAUGGCGCAGGCAAGUGUUUAUAGUGGUGCCAUCUUGCUUGGCUCAAGCUACCCUUUCAGUGUUUUGCAGAGCUCAUCUUUAAAAUAAGCCUCUUUUAGGGAGAAUCAAGAGUCCGGGUCGAUAGGUGGUCUUCGGGACAGCAUGUGGGUAGUCUUAUGCCUGUUUAGGCUGCUACGAUGGCUACUUUGCCUACAAUAUGUCUGCCCAAAUCUGAGGGGGGGGCAACAGCCCCCCCCCAAUAAGACACACAAAAUUGACAACUUUGAGAUAUAUUAAAACCUGUCUUGCAAAUAACCUGUAUACUUGCAUGUUUGUUUUGAUAGUCUGUAGAUUUGGUAAACCAAAAUUUAUUUCAGAUUGGACUGAUAGACUUUGAAGUGUGACAGUCAUGGAUUGAACUUGAAGUCGGAGAACCUUCACCUAAGACACUGCUCAUCACAAUGCAUCAUAUGCCUAAAGAAACUGACAGGCCAAGUUGUCAAAAAAACAUCAGAAACUGGCCUUUCUGUCCCUAAUUCAUGCGUGUGAGGUAUGUGGAGAUGAUGUCGCCCACAGAAUUUUGCCAAUCAAGAACAAAUUCUGGCCAGAGAGUAUCCUGUAUUGUUCCAUAAGGCUUGUUGGGGCACAUAUACCAGUAAAACUAACCUAAAACAUGCUGGAAAAGAAUCAGAAGCAGCAAGCGGCUGCUCCUCAAACACAAGUGACCCUCCUACG
Messenger RNA from Eriocheir sinensis (Chinese mitten crab), 4483 nucleotides. RefSeq lists its product as uncharacterized. The transcript has 9 exons. The record is from RefSeq and is a predicted model, not a curated record. Bases 689 to 1219 code for a protein of 176 amino acids. NCBI's taxonomy places the organism in Eukaryota, Metazoa, Arthropoda, Malacostraca, Decapoda, Varunidae.